This is a messenger RNA of Parus major (Great Tit), 1953 nucleotides long. It is a transcript of the gene PDLIM2, whose product is annotated as PDZ and LIM domain 2. Gene Ontology annotation, biological process: heart development; actin cytoskeleton organization; muscle structure development. The record is from RefSeq and is a predicted model, not a curated record. Gene Ontology annotation, molecular function: actin binding; muscle alpha-actinin binding. Gene Ontology annotation, cellular component: adherens junction; filamentous actin; Z disc. NCBI's taxonomy places the organism in Eukaryota, Metazoa, Chordata, Aves, Passeriformes, Paridae. The transcript has 10 exons. Bases 707 to 1762 code for a protein of 351 amino acids.
GGGGUUUGGGGUUUCCUCCCGGCGCUGGAAGCCCAACCCAGGAAAUUCUUCCGGGCAGCCUCUCAAGCCCCUCUUUGUGCUCUUGGGAUUUUUAACAUUCCCGGCGGCUGCGGAUGGGGUGCCCGGUGCCGGACGGGUGCCCGGUUCCAGAUGGACUGCGCAGCUCUCCCAGGCUGUGCCGGGAUGGAUGGGAUGGGAUCUGGUGUGGAUUUAGGGGAUGCGGCUGCCCAUUCCCACUCAUCCCAUCGGAGCCAAGCGCUGCACCGCUCACCGGGGUGCCACGGGGACCCUGUGCCACCCCCGGGGGAUCCUCAGCGUCCUUUAUCGGCGUGGAUUUGCCGUGGGAUGAAGGGCUGGCGCUGCUGCUCCCUGCUGGGUCUCGGAGCCUGCUGUGGUGAGCAGCAGGACCCGUCCCGCGCUGCCACAUCCUCCCCUCCAAACCCCACUGGCUCUGCCAGGCCACAGCGCUGGCCUUGCUGACAAGGCGUCACAGAUUUCCUGCCUUGCUCCAGCUCCUGGGAACGACCUUGGAUGUUUCAGCUGCACCGCCGGGUGCCUGGGACCCCCUGUCCCCGGGGGAGGAACCCGCCAGCCUUGGGGGACAAGAGGAAGCGGCGGUGGCUGCUGACACCCUGCGAGGACCUGGGUCCCCUCCCCGGAAGGAAAGCGCUGCCGCCGCUGGGGACCCUCAGGAGCCGCCGCUGCCAUGCCGGUGACUGUGACACUGCCCGGCCCGGCCCCGUGGGGCUUCCGCAUCUCCGGGGGAAGAGAUUUCGGGAAGCCCAUCACCGUCUCCAAGGUGACAGAGCACGGGAAGGCGGCCAUGGGUCACCUCCGGCCUGGGGAUGUCAUUGUCACCAUCAAUGGGGAGAGCACCGCCGAGAUGCUCAACGUGGAGGCACAGAACAAGAUCAAGCAGAGCCCCGGGCAGCUCCGGCUGGAGGUGGAGAGGUCCCCGGUGCCAUCUUCCAGCCACACCAACGGGGACACCUCCCCUGAGAGGUUGGCCACGCACUUCCAGGACAUGCUGCGGAUGCAGAGUGAGAGCCAAGGUACCCUGAGAACCCUCGACCCCAGCCUGGCAUCCCUCACCCACCCACCGGGCAGUGCCAGCUCACAACACUUGGAGCAGGAGUUCACCUGUCCCAGCCUCCGCCAGGAGCGAGGACGCCUGAGCCACCAGAACAGCUCCCAGGGACCUGUCCUACCUCCACCCCCCUGCCCACCCUCAGCGGAGCUCGGAGCCCCCCAAAACCCCUGGGAAAGCCUGAGGGAGAGGCGCAUCUCCUCACCUUCUCCCAACACCUGCCACAGCCAGGGCUCGGAGCCGGCCAUGAGGCGCUUGGAGGAGGACUCGGAGGUCUACAAGAUGCUGCAGGAGAACCGGGAGCUGCGGGCAGCCCCGCGGCAAUCCAGCACCUUCCGCCUGCUCCAGGAGGCUCUGGAGGACGAGGAAGGAGGAGGUCCUGCGGCCCCCUUCCCCAGCCGGCUCUCGGCCGCUGCCCGCAAACCCGUGGCCGGGGUGCAGAAGCUGCACGUCUGUGAGAAAUGCGGGAGCAGCAUCGCGACACAGGCGGUGAGGAUCCAGGACGGCCGCUACCGGCACCCGUCCUGCUACACCUGCGCCGACUGCGGCCUCAGCCUGAAGAUGCGAGGCCACUUCUGGGUGGGGGACGAGCUGUUCUGCGAGAAACACGCCCGUCUGCGCUACCAGGGACCCCCGGGGGGACCCGUCCCCCGCCCGGUGUCCCCCCGCUCCUGAGCCCCGGCACCGUGUGAUGGGGUCACUGCCAGCAUCCCCCGGGGCUGUCCCACCCCACUGCGGUAGGGCUGGGCAGGGGGGCUGAAGGCACUCCCAGCUGGGGAUGGAUGGGAUUCGGGGGGAGGAUGCGAUGCAGCCGCCCAUCUUCACCCCUUUGUGGGUGUGUGUGGUGAGCUGGGGGGGUUCUCAGC